Poeciliopsis prolifica (blackstripe livebearer) is the source of this 1328-nucleotide messenger RNA. RefSeq lists its product as uncharacterized. Lineage: Eukaryota; Metazoa; Chordata; Actinopteri; Cyprinodontiformes; Poeciliidae. Bases 85 to 684 code for a protein of 199 amino acids. The record is from RefSeq and is a predicted model, not a curated record. The transcript has 4 exons.
AAGCGAUUCAUUCAUAGCAGAACUUUGACCCUUCAGUGUUCAGUCUGAGGUGAACCAUCAAACACGCAUCCUCCCGGUAAUAAUAUGACAGUCCAAAUGUCUUUCAGUUGGGCUGCAGCCUCACGUUUCCUGGAUUCUUCCUGGUUUAUUUCUAUCAAAUCAAAACAUUGUGCUGUGAUCUGCUUUUCUGGACUGGCUGUUUCUGCUGCUGCUCUCUACUGGAGAAAGAGAUGUGAGAAUGCUGAGAAGAAAAAUGAUCAAUUACAACAUGACAAUAAGCAGUUAAAUACAGAAAAUAUUGAUCUGAAGGAGCAACUGAAGGAAAUACAAGGUGAAAAUGCUGAGCUAAAGAAGAAAAAUGAUAAACUACAAACUACAAUGAAUAACGUGAAAGGAGAACUGGAGAACCAGAAACAUCAACAUGUAGAAAAACUUAAAGAAGUUGAGAAUGAAAGGAGGAAAAAUAAAAAAGAGCUUCAGUCAGAGGAAACUAAAAUUACAGAUGAAGGAAAUACUGAGGACAAAGAGUCGUUUUUAAGGAGGAAGGAGGAUCUCCUGACGUCUCAGUGGAAACUGGAUGAGAACAAGAAACUUUGUGAAAGGCAGAUAUUAAACACAGAGAAAGUCCUGGAACCGAUAGAGAUGCUGCUGUCAACCCAAACAGGUACAAAGGAGGAUGUUUAAAACAGCAUCUAAAGAAGAUCAUAAUGUAACUAUAAUAAACUACAAUAAACUAUUUAAUUUACUAUGAUUGUUAUUUUACUUUCUGGGUUUUACUGGAAUUAAAAUUGUUUUUGAAAAAAUCAUGAAUCCAGUUCAGACAAGAUAAACAAAUAAGAUUUAAUGAACUUUAAUUAAGUGUUGAUUUAUAACAAAUAAAAUCAACAAUUCAAAAUAAAAAAAAAAUGGCUGGAAAAUAUAUCUUUACGCAUAUUGAUUUUGAAAAACAUUAGAAUAUUAAAACUCAUCAAUUCUUGAUUUUGGUAAAAAUAAGUAAUUUUUUUAAUUUGAUAAAAACUCAUCAUUAUGUAGGAUAGUUUAGCUCAGCUGGUCAGAGGUGGAGGAGUGUUGUUGUUGUUGUUGUUGUUGUUGUUGUUGUUGUUGUUGUUAGCAGCUGCUGAAUGUAACUAAAGAAGUUACUUUUAAUGUAACUUAGUUACUUUCCAAAUCAAAUAAUCAGUAAUCUAAGUUACUUUUUCAAGGAGUAAUCAGUAAUCUGAUUAAUGUUUCUUUUUCAGUGUAACUAUGCCAUCAUUGUUGUUUGUUUUUAGAUUUGAUGUGUUUUUUAUUUUUGCUCUAUUAUUUUCAUUAUUCAUCAUUUAGGUCUG